AUGGUGCGCACGGCGGCCCUCCUGACUGGCGCCGCACUGGCCCAGGGAGUUUCCUUCGCCAGCGGAAGCUCCCACAGCCAGUUCGUCGUGGACACCUUCGGGGAGGGUGAGGACGGGAUGAUGACUGGCGCCCCAGAGUGGUGCAGGAACGAGACGGAGCUGACCUGGAAGCAGAGGAAGGAGCGGCUCCUGCAACACGACACCCUGGAGUGGUGCAAGGUCCAGGUGCGGCAUCUGCAGGCGGCGAACGAGAGCGUCCCCGAGUGGAUGGACAAGCUCGUGGAGGACGACCGGAAGAGGGGCCAGAUGAAGUGGGCGGCCGCGGAGACGAAGAGGCUCCGGGCCGAGGGCAAGGAGGUGCCCCAGUGGAUGGACUGGGCGGCGGCCGAGAACGACAAGUGGAGCAACCGCUGGGCGGCCUGCAAGGCCGCCGAGCUGCAGGCCGCAGGGGAGGAGCCGCCCGCCUGGAUGGUCGAGAAUGGCAGGAAGGGUGUCCUGGACUACGCCUCGGAGAAGCAGAAGGACCUCCAGGAGCAGAUCGACGAGCUGCAGGAGGAGAGGGAAGAGGAGGAGGCGGUCAUCCAGGCCGACGGCAACGCCACGAUGGCGGAGGAGAGGAGGCUGGCGAUGCAGCGGGCGGUCUACAAGAAGUCCGCCCACCAGCAGCUCGACGUUCUGCAGGCGGAGCUGGCGAGCGUGCAGGAGUCCGAGGAGGCCUGGGAGAAGGACACGAGCGCCUCCCCGAAGCAGCUGAAGCGCGCCCUGAAGAAGGCCCAGCAAGCGAGCGUCAUGAUGGAGAAGAUCCUGGCCAGGAUGAAGGAGGCGAAGGCCAAGGAGGAGGCGGAGCAGCAGUCGGCGAGCGGCGCGGAGCCGGUGGUGGACGUGACCGCCGAGUGA
Molecule: messenger RNA, 897 nt
Organism: Prorocentrum cordatum
Lineage: Eukaryota; Dinophyceae; Prorocentrales; Prorocentraceae
Source: the annotation of a GenBank genome assembly